GUGAUAUACAACUAGAAAUGGGGCAUAAAGGAACACGUGUUUUUGAUCGUACAAUAUGUUUUUCAAGACAUAUUCGAUGGUAUAUAUGUUCACAUGAUAAUACUGUGAAUGAAUUAAGAGGUAAGGCAAGAAUUUCUUCAUCGCAGAAGUGGCAAGGAUUAAGUUUUGGGAUAUGUUCAUCAGUUAUUUCAGAAGUGUUUCUUAGGAAAUUUAACGAAAGUGCUUUAAGUUGA
Messenger RNA from Funneliformis geosporum, 233 nucleotides. NCBI's taxonomy places the organism in Eukaryota, Fungi, Glomeromycota, Glomeromycetes, Glomerales, Glomeraceae. The record is from the annotation of a GenBank genome assembly.